Molecule: messenger RNA, 555 nt
Organism: Chilo suppressalis (striped riceborer)
Lineage: Eukaryota; Metazoa; Arthropoda; Insecta; Lepidoptera; Crambidae
Source: the annotation of a GenBank genome assembly
AUGUGGAUUUUUGGCUACGGAUCUCUGGUAUGGAAAGUCGAUUUCACCUACGAGUUGAAAGUUGUAGGUUAUAUUACUGGUUACCUCAGAAGAUUCUAUCAGCACAGCAUAGAUCACCGAGGAGUGCCCGAAAAACCUGGUCGUGUUGUGACAUUGAUUCCAAGUGAUGACACAACAAGUAAAGUAUGGGGUGUUGCUUACAAGAUAGGUGAAAAUGAUAUAGACGAGGUUACAAAGCAUUUGGACUUCAGAGAAAAAAAUGGAUAUUCCAAAAAAACUGUAACAUUCCAUCCCGAUGACCAAACAAAAACACCAUUUAAUCUUACUAUUUAUAUAGCAACAGAGGAAAAUCAAUCAUUUGCUGGUCCAGCAUCUAUAGAAGAUAUAGCAAAGCAAGUUGUUAGUUGUCAGGGCCCUAGUGGCCCAAAUAAGGAGUAUGUUUACAACCUUGCCAAAGCAAUGAGACAGUUGGCGCCGCAUAUAAAUGAUGAACAUUUAUUUGCUUUAGAAGCUGCAUUAAAGAAAUUAGAUCCUGAUGAUUUGAAACACAGUUAA